CCCACAGCGUCUCGUAUCACAUCAUCCCUAGACCUUAUCCAAUGCUUAACCUUACCCCAACACCACUACAGGCGACGCCCGUGUAUUCCGUCGCUUCCUAUAAUCAAUCUCCAACGCCAAAAGAGGGCAGUUAGCGCUACUUAUUUCCGAGACUGAAGUGAUGUGCUGUCGCAACAGAACAUUCGUGGGAGCCAUGUUAUAGAGGAAGCACACCGUCUACACGUGCUUAGAAAGGAAGGAUGUGCUCAGUUCUGGGGCAGGUGUCUACAUCUUGACGGUGAUUGUCAAAUGGGUUAUUACAACUGACGAUUGAUCUGGUUUAAGUUACGAUGGAACCAGUGGUUAUGAAUUCUUGAACAUUUUCUGUGUAAGGUGUUCCUGAGGUAUUGAGAAGCGCUAAAGAACGAAGGAGGCGACCAACAGUUCUCUCGAGGACAGUCUGAUGUGGCCUCAGCGAGGCAUUAAGAGCCAGGAGGAAUGUCUGGCAAAAUUGGGGGAUGCGGCGUUUCCGAAUGACGGAGGUUUAUACUGUAACGCAACAUGGGACAAAGUUCUAUGCUGGAAAGCGGCCAAAGCUGGCACCGCAGUUCGCAUGAACUGCCCCCCCCUCUACCCGGGUUGGUACCCACAAACUUUGCCACUCGGAAAUGUGGACCGAAUGGCCGAUGGGAGGGGAAAAACCCCGGAGACUUCAGCGUCCCCCCAGGGUUACACCAACUACAUCGGCUGCUACACCCAACAGGCUCUUGAAAUAUACAAGAGAUUCUACAUGAACAAAACGCCACAGCAGAAACAAGUACUCAGAGACAUCGUCUCAAGCGCCAGGACAAUGGAAAUAAUUGGCUUGUGCCUCUCUCUGGUUGUUACAAUAGUGUCCCUCAUUAUCUUCAGCUAUUUCAGGAACCUGAAAUGCCAUCGGACGCGCAUCCACAAGAAUCUAUUCGUGGCCAUCAUUGUUCAAAUCUCUAUCAUGCUCAUAUUGUACAUCGACCAAUACAUAGCGAGGACAGCGGGAGGGGAAGUGGCCGGCGCUUCCAGCGGAAGUAGUGGCGCCAUCUAUGACACGCCGGUGUUUUGUGAAAUCCUGUACGCCAUAUUGGAAUACACGAAAACUGUCAAAUUCAUGUGGAUGUUUGUGGAGGGCCUCUAUCUACACAAUAUGAUCGCCGUGUCAGUCUUUUCUGGGAAACCGAAUUAUGCUGUGUUCUACGCCAUAGGGUGGGGUUUUCCGGUGUUGUUGAUAGUGGCGUGGGUAAUCGCAAUGACGCAGAUGUAUGUUGCAAAAUGCUGGUAUGCAUAUUACUAUCUAAAAAUAAUAUGGAUCAUUGAAGCGCCUAGAGUAGCAGUAAUAGCUGUCAAUUUAUUAUUCCUUUUAAACAUCAUCAGGGUGUUGGUGAUGAAACUGAGACAAAGCCACACGAAUGAAGCAAACAAAGUUCGAAAAGCAGUAAAGGCGGCAAUAGUACUGCUACCAUUGCUUGGUAUAACGAACUUUGUGGUGAUGAUAGAGCCAAGUCAUGAUAACAUAAUCAAGUUCGGCGUGUGGGCAUUCAGCGCCCAUUUUCUCAUCUCAUUUGAAGGUUUCUUUAUCUCACUGCUUUACUGCUUCCUUAACGGAGAGGUACGAGUGACAAUUCGGAGGCACUGGGAGAGAUAUCGACAACGUAGGCUCAUACAUACAUCAAGCUUAAGGCGCAUGAGCAGAUCACUUAGCAUCUUUACAUCCUUCAGCGAGGUGUCUCAUACCUCCGCGUCACAGAAACAGAACCAAACCGCAGCCUCCAUGACAGUAAAUGGACACGUUCAACCUUUACUCCGGGAACCCUUCACUAAAAGAGUAGGGGCUGGUGCCCUGGGAGUAAGGAGAGCUAUAUUUAAAGACAACACUGACAGCAAACAAAGUAUCCGAAAAAUAAGUAAUCUUGGUGGAUUUAACGGUGCAGAGAUCAACGAGCAGCGGAUAUAGCAAAAUCGAUAAGCGAUACUGCAAUAUUGGUUUACCUUGAUUUGAAGACGUAUGGCAUUGCCAUUACUCAUUCUGUACAUACAGACUGAAAGAAAACAGGCUUGAUAAUAAAUGAACUUGUUUGUAAUAACGAAGACAGACGUAUGGAAAGGUGACUGUGAUAGUAACACAAAGGGUGUGUGUUCCAGGGCAGUUGAAAGAAAAACUAUUUUCAAGAAUUGGUGAAUGUGAUGGACAUUCAUUGAGCAUUUCACUCUGAAGGCUAGAUGGGAAUGUGCUGGUGUGUGUCAACAUUGACCUUUCAGAAUAAAAUGUUUUCUUUGCCA
Molecule: messenger RNA, 2292 nt
Organism: Haliotis rubra (blacklip abalone)
Lineage: Eukaryota; Metazoa; Mollusca; Gastropoda; Lepetellida; Haliotidae
Product: PDF receptor-like
Exons: 13
Coding region: 443-1966 (507 amino acids)
Biological process (GO): cell surface receptor signaling pathway; adenylate cyclase-modulating G protein-coupled receptor signaling pathway
Cellular component (GO): plasma membrane
Molecular function (GO): G protein-coupled peptide receptor activity
Source: RefSeq, a predicted model, not a curated record